Messenger RNA from Pygoscelis adeliae (Adelie penguin), 2924 nucleotides. It is a transcript of the gene BNC2, whose product is annotated as basonuclin 2. The record is from RefSeq and is a predicted model, not a curated record. Gene Ontology annotation, cellular component: nucleus. Lineage: Eukaryota; Metazoa; Chordata; Aves; Sphenisciformes; Spheniscidae. The transcript has 6 exons. Gene Ontology annotation, biological process: regulation of DNA-templated transcription. Bases 102 to 2924 code for a protein of 940 amino acids.
AAGAGGCAGAAGUGGAUGUGAGAGACAGACACACACAGAGACACAGAGAGCGAAAGAGGGCAAGAGACUUGACUUUAAGAGACUCCUGCACUGACAACUCCAUGCAGUUCGGAACAAGAACGGCAGCGACCGACUCUGGUUUCAUGGGGACAUGGCAGAACACUGACACUAACCUCUUAUUCAGAAUGUCCCAACAGGCCAUCCGCUGUACACUGGUAAAUUGCACAUGUGAAUGUUUUCAGCCAGGGAAGAUUAACCUGAGAACCUGUGAUCAGUGUAAACAUGGCUGGGUGGCACAUGCCUUGGACAAACUUAGUACUCAGCACCUCUACCACCCAACCCAAGUGGAGAUUGUGCAGUCCAAUGUUGUGUUUGACAUCAGCAGCCUGAUGCUCUACGGUACUCAGGCUGUGCCUGUGAGACUGAAGAUAUUACUUGACCGACUCUUCAGUGUACUGAAGCAAGAGGAGGUGUUGCAUAUUCUACACGGCUUAGGCUGGACACUUCGAGACUAUGUUCGAGGCUACAUCCUUCAGGAUGCUGCAGGCAAGGUGCUGGACCGCUGGGCCAUCAUGUCCAGGGAAGAAGAGAUCAUUACCCUUCAGCAGUUCCUGAGAUUUGGAGAAACCAAAUCCAUCGUGGAGCUGAUGGCAAUUCAAGAAAAAGAAGGGCAGGCUGUGGCUGUGCCAUCUUCAAAGACAGAUUCAGAUAUAAGGACUUUUAUUGAAAGCAAUAAUCGCACCAGGAGCCCAAGUCUCCUUGCUCACCUGGAGAAUAGCAACCCUUCCAGCAUUCAUACAAAUGUUGAGCCCAAAACUGAGCCAGCCUGUGUCUCUCCUGUUCAGACACCCACGCCUGUCAAUGAUUUAUCAAAAACAGAACACACUAAAAGCUCGUUCCGCAUUCACAGAAUGAGAAGAAUGGGCUCGGCUUCCAGGAAAGGAAGAGUGUUUUGCAAUGCAUGUGGCAAAACUUUCUAUGACAAAGGUACUCUUAAAAUCCACUACAACGCUGUUCACCUGAAAAUCAAGCACCGGUGCACUAUUGAGGGCUGCAACAUGGUCUUCAGCUCUCUCAGAAGCCGCAAUCGCCACAGUGCUAACCCAAAUCCCCGCCUCCACAUGCCUAUGCUAAGGAACAACCGCGACAAAGAUCUAAUUCGUGCUACAUCAGGUGCUGCCACUCCGGUCAUAGCAAGUACAAAAUCCAACCUAACUUUAACAAGCCCUGGGCGUCCACCAAUGGGGUUUACCACUCCCCCUCUAGAUCCUGUACUACAGAACCCUCUUCCCAGUCAGCUGGUGUUCCCGGCUUUAAAGACUGUCCAACCUGUUCCUCCCUUUUACAGAAAUUUACUUACUCCUGGAGAGAUGGUGAGUCCUCCAACCUCACUCCCUACCAGUCCAAUAAUACCAGCAGUGAGUGGCAUGGAGCAGCAUCCCCCUCCUCCUUCAGAGUCAUCAGUACCUUCAGUACUGAUGCCCACCCCAGAGCCUAAUGCUGACCUUGCCCCCAAGAAGAAGCCAAGGAAGUCAAGCAUGCCAGUUAAAAUUGAAAAGGAAGUUAUCGAUACUGCUGAUGAGUUUGAUGAUGAAGACGAAGAGGUGAAUGACAGCAGCACAAUGGUGAAUGACAUUGGUCAUGACAAUCACUGCCAUUCUCAGGAGGAAAUGAGCCCAGGCCUGUCUGUGAAAGACUUUUCCAAAAGUGACAGAAGCAGAUGCAUUUCCAGACCAGACAUAAGAAGGGCAGACAGCAUGACAUCAGAAGACCAGGAGCAUGAGAGAGACUAUGAAAAUGAGUCGGAGUCAUCAGAGCCCAAAUUGUGUGAGGAAUCCAUGGAAGGCGAUGAUCGCCUUCAUGAACCUGGUGAAAAAUCUAUGAUGCACAGUGACAGACCAGAUGAAAACCACAAUGACUCUUCCAACCAGGAUGUCAUUAAAGUGAAGGAAGAGUAUACAGACCCUACAUAUGAUAUGUUCUACAUGAGUCAAUAUGGACUGUACAAUGGAGGCAGUGCCAGUAUGGCUGCCCUUCAUGAAAGUUUUGCUUCUACAUUCAACUACAGCAGCCCUCAGAAGUUCUCCCCAGAAGGUGAAAUGUGCUCCAGCCCAGACCCCAAGAUCUGCUAUGUGUGCAAGAAAAGUUUCAAGAGUUCCUACAGUGUGAAGCUUCACUACAGAAAUGUUCAUUUAAAAGAGAUGCAUGUCUGCACAGUGGCUGGCUGUAAUGCUGCGUUCCCAUCACGGAGAAGCAGAGACAGACACAGUGCUAACAUAAACCUGCAUCGUAAACUGUUGACCAAAGAACUGGAUGACAUGGGCCUGGACACCUCACAGCCUUCUCUUAGUAAGGACCUCCGCGAUGAAUUUUUGGUGAAGAUAUAUGGCGCUCAGCAUCAGAUGGGGCUCGACAUAAGGGAAGAUACCUCCUCACCUGCUGGUACUGAGGAUUCCCAUAUGAAUGGGUAUGGCAGGGGCAUGUCAGAAGACUAUAUGGUCCUAGACCUAAGCACCACCUCCAGCAUCCAGUCCAGCAGCAGUAUCCAUUCCUCAAGAGAAUCUGAUGCAGGAAGCGAUGAGGGCAUUCUCCUGGACGACGUCGAUGGGGCAAGUGACAGCGGGGAAUCUGCCCACAAAGCAGAUGCCCCUGCCUUAGCUGUAGGUAUGGGCACCGAUGUCCCAGGAUCCCUCAUGUUCAACAGUGUUUCGGUGAGCAACGGUGGGAUAAUGUGUAACAUUUGCCACAAAAUGUACAGCAACAAGGGAACCCUCAGAGUGCACUAUAAAACAGUGCACUUGCGAGAGAUGCACAAAUGCAAAGUCCCUGGGUGCAACAUGAUGUUCUCCUCUGUCCGUAGCCGAAACCGGCACAGUCAGAACCCCAAUCUGCAUAAAAACAUUCCCUUCACUUCAGUAGAUUAG